Messenger RNA from Betta splendens (Siamese fighting fish), 3218 nucleotides. It is a transcript of the gene enpp2l, whose product is annotated as ectonucleotide pyrophosphatase/phosphodiesterase 2-like. Lineage: Eukaryota; Metazoa; Chordata; Actinopteri; Anabantiformes; Osphronemidae. Gene Ontology annotation, biological process: phosphatidylcholine catabolic process; immune response. Gene Ontology annotation, molecular function: polysaccharide binding; phosphatidylcholine lysophospholipase A1 activity; scavenger receptor activity. The record is from RefSeq and is a predicted model, not a curated record.
CAAACCCGAGAGAGGCAGAGGCAAAGCGAAGGCAAACAACGGGGAGAGAGAGGGGGAGAGAGCGAGCGAGAGAGAGAGAGAGAGAGAGUGCGCGAGCGAGCGAGCGAGCGGAGUUGGACUCCUGCGCUCUGCUCCAUCGAUCUGGAGGCGCACAGAGGAUCUUCUACCGGACUCUGGACACAGUGACGGAGCUUUGGGCUUAUUUUAAGCGGAUGCCAAAGGUGCAUUCGCCGCUUGGAUCAUGUUACUGGGCUACUUGGUAGUGGGUGUGUUCUGCCUGUGGCGCUCUGAUGUCACCACCGCUUACGUGUUUCAAGCCACGCGCCCGGGGGAGGGAGGAGGGGACAUCCCACCGGUCCAACCCAAAGUCAUCUCAGAGUGGGUCAGCACAGCGGGAUCCUGCAAGGGGAGGUGCUUUGAGCUGGAGGAGGUCAAACCUCCGGGAUGCAGAUGUGACAAUCUGUGUAAAACCUACUACAGCUGCUGCUUCGACUUCGACGAGCACUGCCUGAAAACAGAGGGAGGCUUCGAGUGCACGGCCGAGCGCUGCGGGGAGGAGAGGAACGACAACCACGCCUGCCACUGCUCCCAGGACUGUCUGCAGAAAGGAGACUGCUGCUCCAACUACAAGUCGCAGUGCCAAGCCGAGGCCUCUUGGGUGGAAGGAGACUGUGAGGAGAUCCAGAGCGCAGAAUGUCCUGCAGGCUUCAUCCGGCCUCCGCUCAUCAUGCUGUCGGUGGAUGGCUUCAGAGCCUCCUACCUGAGGAAGGGCAAAGCCGUCAUGCCCAACAUCCAUAAACUCCGAAGCUGUGGUACGUCAGCGCCCUACAUGCGACCAGUCUACCCAUCCAAGACCUUCCCCAACCUAUACACGCUGGCCACCGGCCUCUACCCGGAGUCUCACGGGAUCGUGGGGAACACGAUGCACGACCCGGUGUUCAACGCCACCUUCAGCCUCCGCACCAGGGAGAAGCUGAACCACCGCUGGUGGGGCGGGCAGCCGAUCUGGAUCACGGCCGAGAAGCAGGGAGUGAAGGCAGGAACGUUCUUCUGGCCUUGGGUGAUUCCUCUGGAGAGGCGGAUUCUGACCAUACUGCAGUGGCUGCGUCUGCCCGAUGACGAGAGGCCCUACGUCUACGCUGUCCACUCCGAGCAGCCCGACACCUUCGGACACCGGCUGGGACCGCUGAGCAGCGAGGUGAGGCCCCCGGCCGGCGCGCAGCCGGGCCGGAGCGACGCAGCGUCUCACUCUUGUGUCUCUCAGCUGGACAACCCUCUGAAGGAGAUAGACAACAUCAUCGGGCAGCUGAUGAACGGCCUGAAGCAGAUGAACCUGCACCGCUGUGUCAACAUCAUCAUCGUGGGAGACCACGGGAUGGAGGAGGCCCACUGCGACCGCACCGAGUUCCUCAGCAGCUACCCCCUCAACAUCGACGAGAUCACGCUGAUCCCCGGCUCGCUGGGCCGGAUCCGCCCCCGCGACCCCCGCUCGCCCACAUAUGACCCACACCUGGUGGUGGCCAACCUCACAUGUAAAAUGCCGACUCAGCACUUCAAGCCGUACCUGAAGCAGCAUUUGCCCAAGAGGCUCCACUACGCCAACAACCGCCGCAUCGAGGACGUCCACCUGCUGAUGGAGAGGAAGUGGCACAUCGCCAGGAAAAUGCCAGAAAAACUGCGGUCUCGCUGUGGUUUCUUUGGCGACCACGGCUUCGACAACAAGAUCACCAGCAUGAGGACCAUCUUCAUGGGCCACGGGCCGAGCUUCAAGUUCCAGAAAACCGUGCCGGAGUUUGAGAACAUCGAGUUGUACAACGUGAUGUGCGACCUGCUGGGCCUCAAGCCGGCUCCCAACAACGGCACCCACGGCAGCCUCAACCACAUGCUCCGGGAGCCUCCGUUCCAGCCCAGCAUGAAGGAGGAGCUGACGCCACCAGAACCGGCGCCUGCGCCGGCCUCGGACCCCGGCCCGCGCGACCUGGGCUGCAGCUGCGACCACGAGAACAAAGUGGAGGAGACGCCGGAAGCUUUCAGUCCGGCUCCCGACGGACUCUACAGCUACAACAGCAGCCAGCUGCCGUUCGGCCGUCCAGCCGUGAUGUUCCACACUCGCUACAGCCUCCUCCAUCACGUGGAGUUCAUCAGCGGAUACAGCACAGAGCUGCACAUGCCUCUGUGGACGUCCUACACGGUGCCACGCCAGGAGUACGUGACUCCAGCUCCAGAGGUGUCUCCUGAUGAUCAGUGCAUCCGAAUGGACCCCAGAGUGUCGGCCGAUCACAGCCAGAGCUGCAGCACCUACAACCAGAACGGUCGCCUCAGCCCCGGCUUCCUCUUCCCCCCAGGCAUGGCCUCAUCUGCUGAGUCCAGAUACGACGCCUCUCUCAUCACCAACACCGUCCCCAUGUAUCCAGCCUUCAAGAGGAUGUGGAACUACCUGCAGGGGGUGCUGCUGAGGCGCUUGGCAGAGAACAGCAACGGGAUCAACGUUCUGGCAGGGCCCGUGUUCGACUACAACUACGACGGCCUCCGUGACACCACAGAGGAGAUAAAGCGGUUUUCACCCGACAACCCUCCCGUGCCCACGCACUACUACAGCGUGUUGAGCAGCUGCCAGGGCCUCAACCAGACCGUGGAGGAGUGCGACGAGGAGCUGCAGGUGUUGGCCUUCGUGCUGCCUCACAGACAGGACAACAGUGAAGCCUGCAACAGCCACGAGGACGAGUCGCUGUGGGUGGAGGACCUGCUGAAGCUGCACACGGCACGGGUACGAGACGUGGAGAUCCUGACGGGCCUGGAUCUCCUCCGAGCCACCAACCUCACCUACACCAGCACCCUGAGCCUCAAGACCUACCUGCACACCUUCGAGAGCGACGAGUAGACGCCGGGGAGACGGACGGCGCCGCUCGCACAGCAGUGCGUCCGCCUUCCUCUGCAGGAACUCUGUCCACACGCGCUUUGAAAAGAAAAGAGGUUUUGCAAACAGAUUAUUAGAAUAUUGAACAUUAGCCAUGAAAUCCGAAGUAGCUGCGGAGCGCGGAGGCUCCUGCCAGCAGUGUUCAUCGCUUGUUGUAAUCACUAACCUGACCAAUGAGGCGCCGGUUGCAUCCACUAACACAAUGUUAACAGAAGCUGUGACUCAGCUGGUCCAUGAACAGACGCUACACUGAUAUAAGAAUAUACAAUAUGUUUGGAAAGUCAGUAAAACAUGAGAAGAC